Xylaria bambusicola is the source of this 1826-nucleotide messenger RNA. Its product is annotated as RING-14 protein. Gene Ontology annotation, molecular function: metal ion binding. The record is from RefSeq and is a predicted model, not a curated record. Bases 311 to 1699 code for a protein of 462 amino acids. NCBI's taxonomy places the organism in Eukaryota, Fungi, Ascomycota, Sordariomycetes, Xylariales, Xylariaceae. The transcript has 4 exons.
GCCAGUGACCUGUAGUGCUACAUAGACCCUGUAUCACAUGCAUAAAGAGGCGCAUCAUGCUACUACCUACCUACGGUACCUACCUACCUAUGUACCUACAGUAGCAGGGCUUCAGUCUCAAGCACCUCCAUCGUCUAAAUCGAGCCAUCCAUCCUAAUGCGUUCCCAAUCAUCUAUGACGUUUCGUUCUUUUUAUGGCCAAUUGCUACGUGGCCCAAGAUAGCUGUCCUAUUCCAACACGCAUCCAACGGGAGAAGAAGAAAUAGUAUAUCUACCUACCUACCUACAUAUGUAGGUAGAAGCGAGUUAGGAUGAAGUUUGCUCAGGAGUUUCGUAAAGCUCUUCAACGAGAAGCCUUCCCGCGCAGAUGGGUAGAUUGCGCCAUUCCCUAUGGCCAGCUCAAGAAAUGCCUAAAGAAAGUCACCAAGGAGCUUGAGGAGAUUGGCCUAGACAAAGAAACCUUGACACGCCUAGCAGUCCAUCAACAACAGCCCUCAUCCGGCGACAGCAACGCACCCGUCGACCCUGGCUUCAAGUAUCAGCUUGCUAUCGACGGCAGAGAUGAUGAAUGCGGCAGCGGUGGAGAGUCUGUCCACUUUCGCCCAAAGUUGACCGUUUUUGUCAAAGUAGAGGACGGCAUCGCCGUCGACGCCACAUUAUCACCAUCCACGAGGGAGUUCUUGCAGAAGCUUGCGCUCAGCAGCACAGCGUUGACGACGGACGCUCUACCUUUGGCGGACACCUCGUCUGUGGCGUCCACCGCGCCGCCAUCCCUGACCGCUAGCAGCGCCACCGACAUCCGCCAAGUUGAGGUCCCGCUAGUAUUUGAUGCCGAAUUCUUCGGAAUACUGCAAACCGAUGUGUCCAACAUCAGGACACUAGAAGAGGAGGAGCAAACGAAGCUGGAAGGCCAGAUCGUCGCGCUUGGGGAAGAACUUGGCCAUGCUGUAGAACCAUCUCGUGGGCGAAGAGCUAGAGGUGAUUUGGAAGUCUGGCGUCAGAUCUUUGAGCUUUACUUGGACGCGUGCAUCUUCUUCUCUUCUCGAGAAAGUGAUCAUGGCGCUCGGACGAGUACCCAGGCCGUUGAACAGCUCCAUUGGUUUCAAGACCAGGUAGUCCAAAGGAAAUUAGUACAGAGACUAAGGUUGGACACAAGUCAUAAUGCAUUUAACAACUUUGUCAGCAUCAAUACAGCUCUGCUAUCCAUCCUUAAAUUUCAAGAGAUCAAUCGCCUUGCCGUCACCAAGAUAUUGAAGAAGUUUGAUAAACGAACAUCUCUAGGUGUUUCGAACAAUUUCCUAUUUGUUGCGAGAUCCGAUCGCUCUCUUGCCAACAGCGUUGCUCAAGAUGUCUGUGCUCGAAUGUCCACUGAGCUUAUGUCUGUUGUCCCGCAACUAGACGACUAUCUUUGCCCUAUAUGUUUCGCUAUCGCAUACUGGCCGGUUAGACUGCAUUGUCAACACGUAUUCUGCAGUCGAUGCCUGGUCAAGAUGUCACGAAAAGGCGAGAGACAUUGCCCUCUAUGCCGCGCGGACACCAUUAUGCUGGCAGGCCUAGAAAAUUUCGAUGCUGACCGGGCGGCAUUUCUCCGGAAAUAUUUCCCGAAAGAAGUCAAGGAGAAGGUACGCGCCAACGAACGUGAGCGUAAUCAAGAGAUAUUUGGCCCGUCUUACAGGACGGUACAUUGUUGUAUGAUGUGAUUUCAAUGCUCUCGGCUUCGUGUAUAACGCCCCGUAUCAAGCUGCCCAUCAACUCGUUAGGACAGGUCAUGAGCAUACUGUAAUAUCAUGGCACAUGGGCCAACUCUCCGAAAGUUCAAUUCCUCGC